GUAGGCAUAAUCUCUGGUGUUACAGGAGUCAGAGGGCGGGGAACAAGGCACGACGAAACUCAUCACCUGAACAAUCACUCUCAGGUCAGAAACCCAAUCACCCUGUUUCACCGAGCCAGACAGGCAUUUCAUGCUAGGCUUCCUACAGGAAGCAUGUCCUUCAAGUACAUGAAGACAUUUAACAUGGAUGAGUAUGUGGGUCUCCCACAUGACUAUCCUGAGAGCUUCUACUCCUUCAAGUGGAACAACUUCUUCAAGCACGCUGACACUUGGCCUGAAAACACCCAUCUCCUGGAUGGGAAUGCAGCUGAUCUGGAGGCAGAAUGUGCUGCUUUUGAGGAGACGACAGCUGGAGGGAUUGAGCUAUUUGCUGGAGGCGCUGGUCUGCAUGCGCAUAAUGCCUUCAAUGAGCUUGGCCUAAGUCUGGAGUCUAGGACUCUAGUAAAGCCUCUGGCCAUGGAUACCACCCUAGCCAAAGCCAAGUUCUUUAAAGGAGACCUCUCAAAAGGUCCCCCACUGGUUCUGACUGUGGUUGUAGCCACAGUCAUGGAUCCCAGAGAGGUCAUGGUCCCAAUUAUGGGAACCCAGAAGGCACCUGCACUAUACAUGGCCAAUGAGGAGGGUAUAAAUCACAUGUGGACUGUGUCUGCCCUCCAGAAGCACUCCCACAUGGUAUUUGUGUGUGAGGAAGAUGCCACAUUAGAGCUUAAAGGGAAAACUGUCAAGUGUUUCAAAGGGUUGAUGCAUGUUCAUAACAAACCAGUGGAACCACUGUACAGUAUGAAAGAAAAAGAAACGGAUAAAAGCCAAUCUUCCAAGAAACCAUAUAGUGACUAACUUGCCUGCUGUCCAAUCUCCCAGAGAUAUACAAACUUUGGGGGAACAGGUCUACGGAAAAAAAAUUUUUUUCACUGAUCAAAUAUAUGCCUGCUCCAAACAAUGUUUUAUUUGCCUUUGCUAAAAAUGAGUGUAGGUGAGUAUACUGUACUCAGUUGUAAGGGUUGAAGCUUACAGAAAUGAUGUUUGAUGCUAUAAUUUGAUUUUCUCUCAAGUAUGUAUUUCUUCUUUUCUACUGCCAUAUUUUACCUGCUAAAUAAGGGAAAGUGGACAUGGAAAUGCCUAACACAAACAUUUGAAAAAAAGUGACCCCAAGGCACAGAGAGAGAGAGAGAGAAAAAAAGUGUGAAUAUACACACACUUUGUUUCACCUUUCCAGGAAAGGUGUUUAGAAGAAUUUCCAUGUGGUUACAUGUGGAAAAACAGACCUGAGAAAAGUGGGCACUUUGGACUCGAACAGGAUAAGUGACAAGUGUAGGUGGGGUGGAGAGGAAUACCUCCUUUUCUUUUUUCUCCUUGUCUUGCUUCUGUCUCUUUUACAGACACCUUACCUGAACUGAGAUGAUGCCAUAAGUAAAAUGUUGAGGGGUUGGGGAAAGAAAGGGGCCAAAAGAGUCUUUGCUACUGGGGUCUAGUCCUGCUUUGGGUUCACUGAGCUCACUCUAAUGCUUUAGGAGAGUAGGGUAGAAACCCAUUCCCCUACUGAAGCCCACUUUUUGUUCAGUAAUCAUAUUGCAGUUUCAUUAGAAAAUAGCCAAACUGAAUGAAGCAAGGGCCACUUCCAAGGACUUUUCAGUAUUGGCAAUAAGCCAGUUGGGUUAGUAGUAGAACAUGAAUAAUGUUUCACUCUUAAGAUCUGUGAGUGCAAGGCUAUACAUGUCGAAAAGUCUGCCUAGUAAAGUUUGCCCAUCCCUAUUUAAAAUGACUAUGCACUUUACCAUCAGGUAAUAUUCAUUCAAUAAACAUUAACACCUACUAUGGACAAUGUGCUAACCAGAUGCCAAGGGAGAUACAAAGCCAGAUCAGGUAUUGUCUCUAUCCUCUAGGACCUUUCUCCAUCAAAAAUGAACAGUCUUAUACCCCAGAUGUAUUUUGCCAAAAUUAGUAUCCUCUGAUGAAACUCAACUCCCUUUAGAACAUUUCAUGCUGUUGUCUCCCUUCCAGACAAUGGGAACUUCCACCUCUGCUCACCCCUCUACUAUUAAGAUUGCCACACCUUCACUCUCCUGCCUUCCUACUGUUUAAUUUUUUAUCUAACUAUGGAAAGCUUCUACUGGUUCCACCAUGGAGGGAAAAAGUCUUGUGAGUCUGAUUCAGGUGUCUCUGAAAGAAUUUUUGAAUAAUGUGCUUUCUACUUAUAUGUCUCAAUUUUAGCUUUUAUGUGAGUAGUAAAAUUCUGUUUUAAAGUAAUAGAUAAAUAGACUAGUUUACAAUUUGAUAUUUCCUAUUAAAUUCAAUAUUUGCAAGUGGAAAAAGAAAGAAGUGGGGUGGACUUGGGGGAAAGGGAAGAUAAUGAAUUUAGUUCACUGAAUUUAAGUUUGUUAUCUUAAAUCUGAGGGGUCUGUAGUCAGCUGGAGACAUGAGACUAGAGGUAAAGAGAGAGGUUAGAGAUGAAUAGAUAGAGCUGAGAAUUAUUUGCAUAAAUAUAAUAACUAAACCCAUCAGAGCUGAUGAAACUGCCAAGAGAGAUGGUAUAUAUAGAAAAGAGCAAAGGGUCUAGGAUACAUUUUUGGGAGUUUUCCACAGCUAGCAGGAGGGAGACUCUAGAUUCUAAGUGAAAAAGUAGAGAUGAUAACUGGAGUAAUCUGCUGAAAAAGAUGGGAUGGAAUAGGAUCAUUCGUGCACAAAGAGGGGUUUGGCUUGGGAAGGAGAAGGACUAUCUCUCCAUGCAAGAUAGGGGUGAAGGAAGACAGAUACGGGGGAAGACACGUGAGUGAUACAGGAUGAGGAGAAAAGGAGUUCUUAGUGAAUGGCAUAAUUUUUUUCAGUGAGGUACAGGCAAGGUCUUUAGCUGAGAAUAUGACUGGGGGGUGCCAUAGGAAGCUAGUGGAGAUACACAAAAUUUAAAAGGUCUCUGUGGUGAGUGAGAUAGUGAACCUAUUACAGAGAUGUAGAGGGAUUACCCUGUAGUAAUGAGGGCUUAACUGAGAUAUAUUUAUAUAUUUAUAGUAGACCCUUUCAUAAUAAUUUUGUGGUUUUCUCUAGCUCUGUUAAGUAGCAAGUGAACAGAAGCAAAGGCAACAGAUAUAAUCCAAGGCUGGAGAGUGGUAAGGCAGGAUCGGUGACAGAAUACGGAGGCCAGGAAUUUGAAUUUAGAGGACAAUGCAGAAUUUAAGUGAUUCACCAAAGGGUCACAGAAAAGAAAGGAGAGCGUAGCCAAUGAACAAGUGACACAGUCUGGAAAGAACUGAGGGGUGGAGUGAAUGGAAGUAACAAUGAGAAUGAAGAACAGGGGUUAGGGGUCCUAAGUCAGAGGAAAAGAUGGCAUGAUAAAAGAUUAUGAUGAGAGUAACUUCUUUACUUUCUAUACCUGAAAUUUAGCAUUUCCUGUGAUUAUGAAUUAAAAAGAAAAGAAACAUUACUCUGAGAAGGGAUCCACUGGCUUCAACAGAUUGCCAAAUAGGUCCAUAACACAAAAAAGUUCAAGAAUCCUGAUUUAGAGUCUAAAUUAAAUUAGUGGUAGACAGCAGCUUUAGAGAAAGAAGGAAAGGUUAACUAUUUCUGUCCCCUGUAUUAUGCCCUUGUAAAGCGAAGAGCAGCUUCACGACAAGGGGCAGAAAAAGGAGCUGAGUGAUCUGCUCAUUACAUGAUGCAGAAAUCUGUCACUGCCUAGUUAUGUGACACUUAUGCAAGUCACUUCAAUUCUAAAUUUCAACUCCCUCUUCUGCAAAAUGGAUCUAAUAAUACCUACACUCAUAAUAAUAAUAUUUUACCUCAUAAUGUGAAGUUAUGUUGUAAACCUUUACAGUACUAUAAAAUUAUGGAAGUAUUAUGAUUGUUUCUAGUCAGAGAAAGAAAAUGUUGAGAGACUUUCUCUGGGGUCCAAGAGGGUGUCGGAGAAAACGGGGCAGUUAUACUUACAUCGAAGUGACUGAGGGGUUCAACAACUACACUGAAGAAGUGUCUUUGUUUCAAUUACAAAUCUCCACCACUGCUCUAGGAGCUAGCUCUCAAAACGAUUCCUAGUUGGCUUCUUGGCAGAAGUUAUCUUGUUGGAAUGCAAUGCUUGCAAUUCAGAAGAAAGGAUUAUAAUAAUCCAAAAGGUAGGCACGUAAGAAAUGUUAAAACUUCCAACUGUUUCUGGCAGAGUUAUUUUUCUCACAAAGUUAAAUGCCACCCAGGAAAAGCUGGCUUUGUCAGUAAUCCAGAGGAAGACUGAGAUAUCAUUAAGUGGAGUGAAGUGCCACAAAUGAGAUGAAAAUAAGUUAAGGGUUAAGCGACACAGCACAAAUUGAUUUUUCCAGACAUAGCUAACUCUAGCAUCUCCAAUCAACUUAAUAGAACUAGAAUAGUCAUGUCUUCAUGGAUACAAGUUUCAUUUUCACCUUGAAUUAAUGCAAAGUUUCUUAAGGUGAGGGUGGCGAUCUCUAAGAGGUGACAGGAGAGGAGAGUAGCAGGAAGGCCAAUUACAACUCUUUGUUCCCAAUCUGGGGGAAGGAAGAAGGGACAGCUGAGAACAGUGCAAGGAUUUAAAGUCAGGAGACUUGGAUUUGAAGCAUAGCUCUGCCACUCAUUGCCUGUGUUUCCUUGCGCCCUGUCCUAGAGGUCCCUUUCAUCUCCGAGAUUCUGUGAAGUACAACUUUACAGGGGAAGUAGUACGUUUAUAUAACUUGUUAUUCUAAGAGGCUGGUACUGGCUAGAGAUACAAAUAAGGGUUAAAGUGAAUUAAUACAAAUAACUGUAAUGUAACAUAAAGGAAAAUUAGGGAUAUUUGGGAUCUGUUCCAGUCUUCUGAAGGUGAUUUCAUGAAAGGCACAGAGGUCUAGCCACAGAUAUCUGAUGAUGCUCCUAUCAGAGUAAGAAUUAGUACUAGGCCUGACAGACCAAUAAUUUAGCCAAACAUGGCAUUUCUUAAACCUUUAUUAUCAAGAAGAGUAACUCAUUUAUGUAGCACUUUAUGGUUUCCAAAGUGAUUUUGAAUGGUGUCAUCCUGUUUGUCUUACACUGCAAGGAUCUGAUGAUAGUAGAAUAUAUGCAUAUGGACUUCAAAUGAGCUAUAUACAUUUAACAUGUGUUUACAGAGUUGGGCUUUCAAAAAAAAGGUACAAAUCCAGUAUUAUGGAACUACAGAGAUUUAAAAGACUGUUUGGGUAUUGCAUUUAGAUAAUAAUUCUAUUUUUUUAAAAACAGUUUUAUAUGUCUAAAGAAGGAAAAAUAUACAUUUCAGUAUUACACAAAGAUGGAUUGCUCAGUGAUUUAAGUUGGGAUUAUAGCUUUCUUUGAGAUCAGAGUCAUUUUCUGUUCUCCUAUUCCCUAUCCCUCACAUAGGCUUCAUUUAUUUCUCUACCCACUCUAAUCUUACAAUUAGCUUAGUUUGAUAUUUCUUUUUCCUUUUUUGCUAGGCAAUUGGGGUUAAGUGACUUGCCCAGGGUCACACGGCUGUGUGUCUGAGAUUAUAUUUGAACUCAGGUCCUCCUGACUUCAAGGCCGGAGCUCUAUCCACUGCACUAGCUACUAGGAUUCCAUGUCUGUCUGACCUUCCACCAUUUUGGACCCACAAAUCUUCAUCCGUCAAUCCAUUUUCUCUACUCCCACUUUAGAUGUGGAGAAGACUCAGAUAAGGGAAUAAAACAGCUCAUUUUUACCUAAAAUUAAUUCCUGAUGUCCAAUCUCAGCUAGGUUUCUUGUUGCUGCUCAAUAAUCCUUUUUGAUCAUUACUGCCACUCACCUGAUUCCCUAUGAUGACUGUUCGAAACCUUUCCUUGUCUCCUUUAGACCCUCCUGACACCAUCCCCACCUCUCAUCAUAGCAGCAGAUGACAAGGUUUCCCCCUCCACUGAGAAGAUUGAAAGGUCACUGGAUAUGAGCACCACAGUCUCUUCCUUCAUUUCUCCUAACUUCUAAAUAUCACUGGUUACUUUUUUUGCUUCCCUCUGGUUCCAGAUGAACUAUUUCUGCUACUCACUAAAGCUAAUCCUACUACCUGUGGCUUUGACCCCAUUUCCUCUCAGCUGAAAUUCUUUGUCCUGAUUCACAAUGAUGACUACCAGACUUUGUUCCAAUAGUCUUUUCUCUCCUUCAUGUGUCACCACAUCCCCUUUGUCAAUGGCUUCUUUCCUUCUGUCCACAAAUAUGCUCAAAUCUCUCUGACCCAAGCAAAUUCUUCCCCUGACUCUUCUAUUCCAUAUACCUACCAUUUCAUUUUUCUCCUCUUCUUCACUACUUAAGUUACUGAAAAAAAAAUCUGUCCCCAAAUAAUGCUUUCAUUUUCUCACUACACUCUAUUAAACCUUUUGGAAUCUGCUUCCACUCAUCCUUUUGCUAGUACUGCAACUGCUCUAAGGACACUAAAGACCUAAUUUCCAAAUUCGGUGGCCUUUUAAAAUUCUCCAUCCUUAUUUAUACUGAUGACUAUCCCCUUCUAUUGCAUACACUCUCUAUCUCUCAACUUCUGAGACAAUAUACCAUCUUGCUUCUAAUACUUCUUCAUGUACUCUCUGUCUUUCUCAUGGUUCCAAAUCUUCCACACUUCUUAACAUGGAUGUUCCCAUGGCUAUUUCCUUGGCUGCCUUCUCUUAACUCUCUGCAUAUGCUCCCUUAGCAAUCUCCUUCAUUUGCACACUAUAAACUUUGUGAUUCCCAAAUUCAUAUCCCUGUCCCUGACUCCUGAGCUGAGACCUGCAUUCACAUUACUUAUAAGACAUCUCCACUUGGAUGUUCUAUGAGCUCAUGUAAAACUCUUAUGUCCAAAGCUAGCUCCUUACUCUUUUUGCCUGCUCUUCCUUUGUGACUUUACUAUUUCUGUGUGUUACCACAAUUCACCUAGCUCAUCAUGCUUGUGAUCUAUUUUUCUCUGACUCUCCCCUUUUCUUCAUUUCUCAAAACCAACCACUUACCAAGUCCUAUUAAAGUCAUUUUUGCAUCAUUUCUCACAGCUGCCCUUUUGCUCUCUCCUGGCUGCCUCUAUCUAGAGCAGACUUAAAUCAUGAUGACAGCCACCUUCUAGCUCUUCCCUUUCCAUACUACUCCUCUUCUUCAAUCCAUCCUCCACAUCACUUCCAAAAUAACUUAUGCAUAGAUUUGAUCCUAUAACUCUUCCAUUUACAAGUCUUCAGUGACCCACCACCCUAUCCCAAGUAAAAGGAAGACUCAUUUGCAUAGCUUGUAAAGCCCAAGACAUUUGGGGAGUAUCUCUGUCUUCUAGUACUCCUCUCUAUCCAUCUUAUAAGCCAGCUAUAAUGAUUACUCUCUCCUGCAUCUGAACAUGCAUUGCAUUCUCCUGCAUGCAUGGCUUUGCUCAUAGUUUCUUAUGCCUGGAAUGAUUUUCCAUCUUUGCUUACUGAAUUCUAUUCACUCAUUUAAAACCCAGCUAAAAUGGCCACUUUUCCACUAGGACCUUCCUUUAUCCUCCCAUGAAAAAUGUCAUUCUCCCUCAGAUACCGCAUAACAUUUUCCCAGGCUCAGCAGAGUCUAGAGUUGGAAGGGGUCACAGCUGCCAUCAACUCCAAUCCACAAUUGGAAAAGAAUCCCGUCUACAAUACCUAAUAAGGGGGCAUCCAGGCUUUGCUGAAAAACUUCAGCUGAAGGUGAACCCACUACGUCACUGGACGGCCCAUUUAAUUCCUGGACAGCUUCAAUUUAACAGGAAAUUUUCAUUACAUUUAGCUUAAUUUUGCCCUCUAUGGCCAAGCAGAACAAGUCUGUCUUCCACAUGACAGCCCUUCAAAUACUUAGAAGAGACCAGCUCCUCCCCACUCUAGUCUUCUCUUUUUCAGGUGAAAUAUCCUUUGUUUCUUCAAUAGAUUAUUAUAUGGCUUGAACUUGAGCCUCUUCAACAUCCUGGAUAUUCUCCUCUGGACACUCUCUAGGUCAUUACUGUCCUUCCUAAAAUGUGGAGCCCCAAAAUGAACUAUGUACUCCAGACGUGGUCUAACUACGGUAGAAUACCCUGAUACUAACACCACUCGAGGUUGUGGGCAUUAUAACUCCCUUACUACAGCCCAAGAUUGCAUUAACUUUCUUCGGUUGUCAUUCGACAUUAGUGACUCAUGCUUAACUUGUAAUUCACUAAGCCUCUGUUUUUCAAAUUUUGUUCUGUAACUUUUUAAUCUCACAUUUAAUAUUGUAAUACUGUUACCUACAUAUGUCAUAUCUCUUCUAUUAGACUGUAAGUGAAUUUAAGGUGGGGAUCAUAUCUUAACCUAAACCUCACAUCAUGCCCCCCUUGCAUACCUAGCACAGUGCUCUGUACACAGCUGGCAGCUUUGAAAUGUUUACAGCACUUUGCUAUAAGCUGUACUUUUGGUUGCAUAAAACUGAUGAAAACUAUUAGAGUUAAUUAAUCUACUCCCAGUUGAACAUCAUUAUUGAAGCAUAAUUAUUGUGAAAUGAAAAGACAAUAAAUUAAAACAAAAAAAUUUCUA
Phascolarctos cinereus (koala) is the source of this 8420-nucleotide messenger RNA. NCBI's taxonomy places the organism in Eukaryota, Metazoa, Chordata, Mammalia, Diprotodontia, Phascolarctidae. The record is from RefSeq and is a predicted model, not a curated record.